AGCCGGGAUAGUAAACUUGUAACAUCCCGGAUAAGUUAUGAAGCUCUCUACACGCUCUUGCUCUGUCAGUCUACCUGUGAUAUUAGUCAGAAGAAUUCUAACCUGUGCUGCUGUGAGGCCUGUUGAACAACCAGAAUCGCCGCGGAUUUUAAAAGUUGCCGUUCUAGGAUCUCCAAAUGUUGGAAAGUCGACCUUGAUCAAUGUUUUAAUAGGCAAGAAGGUCGCUGCUGUGUCUGACAAGCCACAGACCACGAGAGAGGCUUGUUUAGCUGUGUUGACUAAAGGCAAUGCUCAGAUUCUACUGACUGAUACACCGGGUGUUAUACAUCAUAACUAUGGACGGAAGCACAGAAUGUCGAAGUCUCUCAUGUCUGGUGCAAUGGGCUCACUUCUUGGGACAGAUUUAGCUGCUGUCGUUGUCGAUCUGAGCAGAAAGAGGCAAAGAAUGGCUAUAGAUGAAAACGUCGUCAAGCUAUUGCAAGAGUAUCGAAAUGUUCCGUCUAUUCUUGUGCUAAACAAGGUUACAGGUUUUACAGUUUGUUGUAAGAGCUACACAGCAUUACAAAGUUUGUUCUCAGAAGCUGCAUCGUGUUCACAGGUAGACACAGUGAGAGACAAGUUUUCUAUACUGCCUGUAAUUGAUAGACUCACAUGUAAAAAGUUACUGGAUCCACUUAAGACAGGCGGAAAUGGGCUCAAAUACACACCUGAUGCUGGUGAAGAUGGCGUCGUGUCUCUGAAUGAAGGAGGCUGGCCAAACUUUCACGAAGUGUUGGUCGUGUCAGCUGCAAGUGGUGAAGGGAUAAACACACUUUUGGAUUAUUUGUUUUCCCUGGCUUAUCCCGGUUGUUGGUUAUAUAAUUCUGAUGAAUCAGUUGCUUUGCCACUAUUGAAGAUAGUUGAAGAAAUGGUUAGAGAACAACUGUUUGCACACUUGUACCAGGAAAUUCCUUACGUUAUAACGCAGACCAACUUACAUCUUUCCAGGGAUAGUGAUAACGUCCUGGAAAUUCAUCAGGCACUAAACUGUCAGAAAGAAUGCCAGAGGGGGAUCUUGAUUGGCAAGAAUAGUCUGACAUUGGAGUCUAUGAGAUGCGAGUCUGAAAGACAACUAGAACAACUGCUUGGACCGUUACGUUUACGACUGAUUGUCAGAGUAGCACCUAGGUGAAGUGCAUGUCUAUGUAAGAUAGUGUAUUACUCUAAUAUCUAAUUUCAGAUUGUAUUAAUUGGUCUAAUUGUACUAUGUUAUAUCAAGUUGUUAUGAGGCUAA
Messenger RNA from Corticium candelabrum, 1273 nucleotides. Its product is annotated as GTPase Era, mitochondrial-like. The record is from RefSeq and is a predicted model, not a curated record. Lineage: Eukaryota; Metazoa; Porifera; Homoscleromorpha; Homosclerophorida; Plakinidae. Gene Ontology annotation, biological process: ribosomal small subunit assembly. Gene Ontology annotation, cellular component: mitochondrial matrix. The transcript has 9 exons. Gene Ontology annotation, molecular function: GTP binding; ribosomal small subunit binding; rRNA binding. The coding region runs from base 38 to 1171 and encodes 377 amino acids.